Molecule: messenger RNA, 893 nt
Organism: Aplysia californica (California sea hare)
Lineage: Eukaryota; Metazoa; Mollusca; Gastropoda; Aplysiida; Aplysiidae
Product: zinc finger CCHC domain-containing protein 10
Exons: 5
Coding region: 77-598 (173 amino acids)
Molecular function (GO): nucleic acid binding; zinc ion binding
Source: RefSeq, a predicted model, not a curated record
UCUUCAAACUCAGUUUUGGUUUGGCGACGACGCGCUGUCGUUUUCUGUUGAAGUUAUUUUUGGGUUUUUUCAGCUCAUGGUCUGUUUGAAUCGAACUCUUUUUUCGGAAUACGCAGAUUUCGGCAUGGCGAGUUUCCCCAGACCGUUGACUGCCGGGGGCAGCCGUCGACCAGUUGUGUCCCAGGAAGACUACAGGUGUCAGAAAUGUCUCCAGAAGGGUCACUUCACCUAUCAGUGUGAAGGAAAGAGGAAGUAUGUGGAACGUGACUCAAGGACCCGUCAGAUGCUGCGCAGCAUGAAGCAGAAGGAGGAAGCGGCAAAACUGGACAUGAUGCGGAAGAGUGCAUCGUCUUCAGAAGACAGGAAAAAGGACAAGAAAAAGAAGAAAAAGAAGAAGAGCAAGGAUAAAAGGGAUAGCUCUACUGACUCAUCUGACUCGGACACCUCCUCUUCCUCCUCAAACACAUCAUCUGCGCCUUCUCUAACAGAGUACUUCACUCUUGAAUCGGAGUUUAUUUCCCGUGGGCCAAGGCUCCCUCAGGGCCUCCCAUCAUAUAGCCAAAUCGUCGAAGGAUUCAGCAGACUCUUCCCAAAGUGAGUCUUCGUCGGAUUCAUCCUCGUCCGACUCCUCUUCCUCCUCCAGCAGCUCGGAGGAUUCGGAUUCAUCAUCGUCGUCAUCAUCUUCAUCGUCAUCUUCAAGUGAUUCAUCAUCGUCCUCAGAUUCCUCAUCAGACUCAGAGCAGGAACCAAAGAAGAAGAAAAGCAGGAGAAAAUAGUUUUGUUGUGGUUGUUGAUGUUGCCCCCCUUUGUUUAGUGCUAUAUAAAAUGUGUGUGUCUGUGAGUGGGAUGCUUGUUUGGUUGGAUAUAGAUUGUACUUUUUGGAUUGUUCGAAA